CAUUUCUUAAUUAAUUAAUUGAUUAUGUUAAUCUUAAACAUUGAAAUAAUUAUGACUCCCAGCCGCAUCCGCUCUAGCGACCCGCCUGACUUCUAGCGGCGACGGGUGAGGCAAAUCAAUCUCUAUCCGACUGCCGCCGCCGCCGCCUCCUACGCCGCCCUCGUUCCGAGAUUCAUGAUUCUGUUAGCCUGGUUCCUAUACUCUCGGAGAUGGAUUCAACAUAGGCAUGGAUUAGGGUUCCAUCGCUACAUAGAGGCUGCCGCCGCCUUGUACGCCGACCCUGCACUCGACGGCGUCUUGCCGGCGGCCACUGCGUGUUGUGCAUCCCGGUGGUCCGCCACAUCGGCUUCCGCCGUCCGUCAGCCACGGCUGGAAAGAUUCAUCUGUGGGUGAAACUGAAGGAGAUGGAGAAUACAGAAUAAAGCUACUCCCAUUAGAUUGUUUAAGGGAUUGACCACUCCAUAGAGUUGGUGAAUCGAGUUGUGUGCUGAUCAAAGAUGGUUGCAACCGUGUGUAUGCCAGGAAAAUUUGCUGCAUUAUGCAGGAAAUUGACAAAGGAUCAAAGGGAUAUAGUUGAAAAAAUAGGAUUAGGCAAGUUACUUAAUAUUCCAUCGAUGCCUAUUCAACGUAUGCUAGUGGAGAGUCUUGUUGAAAAAUUCAAUGCAGCAGAUAGGACCUUUACAAUUCAGGGCCACGUGGUUUCUAUUUCCCCAUGGGAUGUGUACUGCAUAUUAGGUCUAGUUGACAAAGGAGAAAAGAUUGAAAUUAGUAGGAAGCAAGCAGACCGUAAAUGGUUUAGUGUUUAUAAACAAAAGGGUGAUACAUCAAUCACUUUCAAAUACUUGGAGGAAAGAAUACCAAGGGAGGCUGAUGCUGAUCACUUUGCUAGGAUGUUUGUGCUAUAUGCUAUAGGAACAAUUUUGGCACCUAGUUCUAAGGGUUAUGUUGCCAGCAACUAUUUAGAGUUGGUGGUUAAUGUUUCAAGAAUCAAGAAUCUCAAUUGGGCGCGAUUCACAUUAGUUCAUUUGUUGGACAACCUGGUUGAAUUCAAGAAGAACAGAAGAACAGGACUUGCUGGAAAUUUGGCACUAUUCCAGGUUUGGUUUUUUGAGCAUUUUCAAGCAUCUGGUGAUGGCUUAGAUUAUACACUGCAUCAACAUCCGUUGAUAAGAAAUUGGAAUGAAGACAAAGUUUUGAAGCGAGCACGCAUUCAAGCUAUAAAGAAAUUUGGGGCUGAAAAGGUGGUCACGGAAUUGGAACCGAAUGAGUCCAAAGUGCACACUGGUAAUGAUAAUUUUUACCAGGAUAUUGGUGAUGACCAAUAUAAUGAGGGAAUGAGAUACGAAAAAUCUGAAAAUAAGGAUUGGAAUGAGAAUGUUGAACAGGAAGAUGUAAAUCAAGAAGACCUGCGUGAUGCUAUGGAGGAUGACGAAAUCAAGAUAAAGGAAUCAAUGGAAGCAAUGAAAUCCCUAUUUGUUAGGUUCCCGGAGUUGCAUACGGUUGUGCAGAUGGUUGUCAAGCUAUUUGAUGGAACUAGAAGUAAUAGGUCUACAAAGUGUGAGGGAAAACAAUGUGAUUCAUCGGGUACUAGCAAAUCGCGAGAAUCGAAUUCCAAUGUUCAAAAGGAAAGUGAGUUGGCAAGUCAUGCAAACAGUAUGGAUAAAUCAGAGAAAGAAAAACCAUGUCCGGAGCAGGGUACUGGUGAUGAAAGGGAGGUUUCUUCAUCCAACUUAUCUUCAGGAGCAAAGAGGAAAAUUGAUUUUGUUUUGAGUCCUACACUGGUUGAAAAGGUAAAAACCAGAACCAAUAGGCAACCAAGCAAAGUCUGCAAGUCUCCGUACAUAGGCACAAAGCAGAAUAGGGUAUCUACAACAAAAACUAAUUGUCCAAAUGUUGGCGACAUUACAAAAGGACUAGAGUUAAGUGACUUGGAACUUCACGCCAUUAAAUAUAUUUUGGAGGAAUUAGCGACUGAACCAAAAAAAAGUCUAGUAUCCAUAGGUGGAAUUGAGCUGGGUGCUAAUCAAUUGAAAUGUCUAGUAACACGUGUGAGAGAGGAUGCAGGAGACAAAUGGUUAUGUUCUGGGAUAGUAGACUCCUAUGCAACUAUAUUCAACUCUGAUUGGAAAAAAGAUACUAACGAGAUAAAGCAUGCACUUUUAGAUGUCAAUUGUCAGUGGUUACGAAUGAUUGGGAAAGCUUGGGUACAAACUGGUGUACCUUGGUGGAGGUUGUGCCAUAGUCUGCUCAGGAAUUGGUUGGAGCUGAUAUGGUCUUCAUUCCCAUGAAUAAUACAAAAAGUCACUGGUGGCUCUGUGUUCUGUACCCUGCUAGAAAUGAAAUUCAAGUUCUCGAUUCUUUCAAUAGGACCAUAAAUUAUGAAGAAGAAUUAGUCGAAUUGAGAUGUGGAAUUCAUUCAAUUUUGCAAGCAAUUUUGGCAUCAUCUGACAAGUUGGAGUCCAGGUGGAGUAACUAUGACAUUCUACAAUGGGAUGUUGUUGUGAAGAAAAACAUUCCACGACAACAUGAUGCGUGCUCAUGCGGGAUUUUUACAAUAAAAUAUAUGCAAUUUUGGAAUGGGAGUGAAAUAACAAAUCCAUUCACGCAAAAGGAUAUGGAGAAAUUUAGGAAGAAGAUGCCAGCUGAGCUGAUCUUGUCGCCCUUGAAUGAGCUUACUACCAGCAAAGGGCAUGUACUUGCCACCCAGAAUUUUAGUUGAUCUCUAUUUUUUCAAACCAUCAGGAUUUUUGUAAAAUAGUUUAGAUUUAUUCUAGAGUUGGUCAUACAAAGAGAGAACAGAAGGCUCUUGUUGCUAGCUAUGCUAUCCAAGUUUGCCAUAUUGGAGUUAAAUUAUAGUUGUUUGUGUUUGAACUACCAGAUGACAUGCUAUUUUUCAAUUAGUGAUCUCUGCAGCAUUCCUUA
Molecule: messenger RNA, 2922 nt
Organism: Panicum virgatum (switchgrass)
Lineage: Eukaryota; Viridiplantae; Streptophyta; Magnoliopsida; Poales; Poaceae
Exons: 13
Coding region: 498-2288 (596 amino acids)
Source: RefSeq, a predicted model, not a curated record